AUGUUUAGACUUUCUUUUUUCAUCAUAAUAUGCCUUGUCGUAUGUCAACUUAGCUUAGCAGAGACUGAUAAUGAAGCAGUCGUUGACGGCUUUUUUAGCCGUGGUGGACACACCAAUAACUGGGCUGUACUGGUAGCGUAUCAAAGUACGCAAGAGUUCUUGAUUACAAUCGGUGUCCAGGUAUGCACCUCUCGUUUUUGGUUCAACUAUCGUCACAUUGCGAAUACAUUAUCAAUGUAUCGUACAGUGAAGAGGCUCGGCAUUCCAGAUUCAAACAUUGUCCUUAUGCUUGCGGACGAUGUUGCUUGCAAUCCUCGAAACGUAUUUCCUGCCACAGUUUUUAACAAUGCAGGAAGAUAUCUAGACCUUUAUGGUGAUAACGUCGAGGUGGACUAUAGAGGCCGUGUUGCACCUGAUACACCUCGAUCUAAACGUUUACUAUCUGAUGAUCGAUCAAAUAUUUUGGUAUACAUGACUGGUCACGGUGGUAACGAAUUCUUGAAAUUUCAGGAUGCGGAAGAGAUCAGCAGUUUCGAUUUGGCUGAUGCUUUUGAACAAAUGUGGGAAAAGCGAAGAUAUCAUGAAAUAUUGUUUAUGAUCGAUACCUGUCAAGCCAAUACUAUGUAUAGCCAAAUUUAUUCUCCAAACAUAUUAGCUACAGGAAGUAGUGAGCUCGGUGAAAACUCUUAUUCACAUCAUAUGGACACCGAUAUUGGAGUAGCUGUGAUCGAUCGUUUUACAUAUUAUAACCUUGAGUUUCUUGAAAAGAUAGAUAUGCAAAGUAAAUCGACUUUACAAGAUCUUUUCGAUUCAUAUGACCCAUCACUAAUACAUUCAACCCCUGGAGUACGCAGUGACCUUUUUCGCAGACCCUUGGAUAAGGUUUUGGUAACAGAUUUUUUUGGUAGUGUACAGAAUGUUGAACUUAUGGGGCAAAAAUAUAAUCUAUCGAAUUCAGAAAUUAAUAACACGACAUUAUCACUUAAUAUGUCAAAUGUCGAACAGACAACUUUGAGAGAGGAAGAUCCAAUAAAAUUUGAAAAAACGACAUCACGAAAUUUUCACCUUUUUAAAAUGAAUUCUCGACAGACAUCAUCAUCAUUACCGCAGUUUAUAAUAGCCAGUCAUUCUGGUGAUUAA
Dentiscutata erythropus is the source of this 1140-nucleotide messenger RNA. NCBI's taxonomy places the organism in Eukaryota, Fungi, Glomeromycota, Glomeromycetes, Diversisporales, Gigasporaceae. The record is from the annotation of a GenBank genome assembly.